This is a messenger RNA of Episyrphus balteatus (marmalade hoverfly), 802 nucleotides long. RefSeq names its product guanine nucleotide-binding protein subunit gamma-e (gene Ggamma30A). The transcript has 2 exons. The record is from RefSeq and is a predicted model, not a curated record. Lineage: Eukaryota; Metazoa; Arthropoda; Insecta; Diptera; Syrphidae. The coding region runs from base 686 to 802 and encodes 38 amino acids. Gene Ontology annotation, biological process: G protein-coupled receptor signaling pathway.
UCAAACAGUUGUGUCAUCCUCCUACCGCCACCGCCACCGCCGCUGUACAAUAUAAAGUGUGUGCAUUUGGGGGUUGUUGAUGGUUGGUGCGAUGCGAUGCCGUCGUCGUCGUUGCCGAAGCCGAACUCGAUGGUUGGUGUGUGCUCUGUGUGUGCUUCCGUCAACGUGCCGUUUGGAGUCUCUGUUGGGUAUUCAAAUGGAUCUGACGAUUGAGUCGGCUCAAUAAGUUUAUAAGCUGUGGCCCAGCAACAACUUGCUCCCCAACAUUAUUUUUUUUUAACGAAUAUAUUUUUUUGCUGUUCAAAAAUAAAUAUAACGGGAAAAAAAACCUUUGCCCAUCAUGUUACCAAACGGUUCGCAGUCUUCGCUAGGUCGUUAGACGGUUUCGUCGUCGUGGUGCGUCGAUAUUAAAAAAAAAAACUUUUUCUCCCGGAAAAUUACAGAGAGUAAAAAUUCUAUAAAAAAAACAACACAACCGAUCGGAAACAUAAUAAUAAAGUUUCCAGUGUGACUUUCCAGUGAGUAAAUUUUAAUUUCCUGUUUGAUCCUGGAAAUCGGGAUUUAACAAAAAAAAAUCAAACAAAAAAAAAAAAGGACGAAACUCAUCGUGAAAUUGAGACUCGAAGGAGAGGAAAAUAUUAAAAUUGCUUGUUGAGGGGUGGUAUGUGGAUAAAGUUUAACCGCCAUGGAUCCCAGUGCUCUAGCAAAUAUGGACCGGGACGCAUUAAAGAAGCAAAUCGAGAAUAUGAAGUAUCAGGCAUCUAUGGAGAGAUGGCCACUAUCUAAGAGUAUUGCAGAGUAA